This is a messenger RNA of Fulvia fulva, 753 nucleotides long. RefSeq lists its product as uncharacterized. Lineage: Eukaryota; Fungi; Ascomycota; Dothideomycetes; Mycosphaerellales; Mycosphaerellaceae. The transcript is spliced from 2 exons. The record is from RefSeq and is a predicted model, not a curated record. Bases 1 to 753 code for a protein of 250 amino acids.
AUGCUGCUGUAUAGCGUCCUGGUCGAAGCGUACGUGCGAUGGCACGGAAGCCUGAUUCUGGGCACGAUCCCUACCUUCCUGUGUCAAAACGACCAAGUUCUAGACGCGUGUAAGCCUGGCAAAGACGCGAACUCGGGCCACAAACAGAUCCUGGAUAUCGACAACAACAUCAACAAGACAAGGCAUUGUCAACGUACUGCUGCAACUGUGCAUCCGACCAAGACGAGACGGCCACUACACAUCUCAUUACUACCAUCUGUACCAUCAAGGCUACAACCAACAAUGGGACCUCUCAAGAGAACGGCGAAGGCUCCCCAGCCUGACGCCAACGCCGAUGGCGAGACACCAGCAAGUCCCCCUCCGCCUAUACCUCAUGCACCCUCCGCUGCCCAUCUGGCCCUAACCACCGAACGCGAGACGACUUCGGACGCAUACAAGAAAGCUCAGAAGGCUGAGAAGCAACACCGCACUCGCCGGCAAGCUGCGCGAGCGCGGACUCAUUAUGCUGCCGCGAAGAUCCACAUCAAGACCGCGUACAAGGAAUUCGUAAGCGGCGUCGAAGCAAGCAUCGGCGUCGUUGGCCUAUUGCACUAUGUGCUGAGAGAGAAGAUGAGUGCGAGUCCGGAGGAUAAGCAGACGCGAAAGCUGGAGCGUACCGCCAGCAAGCGGCAGAAACUGGAAGAGAAGAUGAGGAAGAUUGAGGACGAAGACAGGAUGGCGAGAGAUGCAGAGAAGGAGACGCCCGACGAGUAG